Gossypium raimondii (Peruvian cotton) is the source of this 2880-nucleotide messenger RNA. RefSeq lists its product as uncharacterized. The record is from RefSeq and is a predicted model, not a curated record. The coding region runs from base 440 to 2593 and encodes 717 amino acids. The transcript has 3 exons. Lineage: Eukaryota; Viridiplantae; Streptophyta; Magnoliopsida; Malvales; Malvaceae.
GAUGCUUUGUUGUUAAUUUUUUUCUUUUGAAAUGUUUAUGGAUUUGAAUCAGUUAUGGUUUACUGUGACUCCAUGGUUGUUGUUAAUACUGGAUUUGUUGAUAAUAAGAUGCUGCUGCCCAUCCAGUGUGUUUUAUUAGCUCUUUUUUUUUUUUCUGUUUCCUUUUGGCUGAAGAUUUAUUCGUAUCUUAGAUUAAAACUUUAGAAUUCCUCUGUUUUUAGCAAAUUUCUAUUCGGGGGUUCUGGGAAGAAAUUGGAAUUAAAAAAAAGAAAAAGUUAAUAUGAUCUAAAACGGUCAAGUGGCUUCUGUUGGAUUGAAGAAUUUGUGAAUGGGAUUAUGAUAAUUUAGAAAUGUGAUUCUUUCUUUUCUACCUUAUCUGAUUUGUGAAACCAUGUUUUCCUGUUAUAUUCCUUAACAUUGUUCAUUAGGAUUUUAUCUGAUGCAUUUAUUUGAAACAAACAGAUAUAUGUUGCUAAAGAAUUUGAUGGAAGACAAGAAACUGGACUUUAACCGGCCACUUCUCUCUGUGAGGCGCUUCACAUCCCAGGCUGCAGGUUCUGAAUCCGAGGGCAACAAGAAAACUGAUAAUUCACUCAAAAAAGUACCCCAUCCGCCUGUUUAUAAAUCAGAACUGAAAUCAGGUCCGCUCAGGAACCCUGGAACAGUUCCUUUUGUAUGGGAGAAAACCCCAGGUCGACCAAAGGAAGAAAGCAAUAUACAAACUGAUGCUCUUGACCGGCCUCCUAUUGCCCCAAAGCUUCCACCUGGGAGGGCUUUGAGGGAUAAGCAGCAGUCUCCUAGAAACGGGUCUGAUGCUAAAACUUUUGCACCCUACCAAACAGAUAUGGCGCCUUCCAGUUCUCAAAAUGUUCCAUCAUUGGCUCUCAAUGAAACUACAUAUGAAUGUGCAAAUGGAGAAAUGGAGGAGACAGGGAGUUCUGGCUCGAAGGAUAGUGGUGAGGCAUAUGUAGAUGCACUUGAUACACUUUCACGGUCAGAGUCAUUCUUCUUGAACUGUAGUAUUAGUGGUGUGAGUGGGUUGGAUGGUUCAGAUAUCAAACCAUCUGGAACCUUCUCAUCAGAUCCCCAAACUCGGGAUUUCAUGAUGGGUCGUUUUCUGCCAGCAGCAAAGGCAGUAGCAUCAGAAACACCUCCAUAUGCUACAAAGAAACAACCUAUAGCACGAGAGCCACCAAGACAGAUAAAGAAGCUUGUAAUUGCGGAUAAGCAGCAACCACUUUAUGCAUCCAGUCCAAACAAGUUCCCACAUGCACAGGAUGACUGGUCAGAAGAAAGUGAAGAUGAUUGCUAUAGCGACUCUCAAAACUAUUCAGUCAAUGUUUGUGGCUUGUUUCCUCAGUUUUUGCUUAAAAAUUCCUUGUGUCUUUUGAACCCAAUACCAAGAGUGAAAGCUCAAAAAUCAGUGAAAACUGCAUACUCUGAUCACAGGCGAGAGGCUAAAUCCUCGUAUUUGAGAUCUUGCAAUGAAACUGAAACUGAGCAUACUGAGGCUGCUGGCAAGAAACGCUUAACGGGUAUUGCCCAAACAGAGGAGGCUAUUGAGGAUAAGAAUAAUCUAAAGAGUGGAUCUAGCAAGAAGAGUUAUAGAAGUGAUUGUCGGAAUCCGGAUGGAGCUUCUCUUUUUAGGCAUUUUCAGGGUAAUAAUGUAUCAUCAUAUCCUAGUCAAAUAUCCUGGCUGGGGCAUCAAGAAAAACGGUUUCUUGGUAUUCCUGAUAAAGCUAAGAACUACAGGGUUAGUAGCAUUGAUCCGCAUAAGCAAGGGAGCAAGAAUCUUCAAGAAUGUCUGGCAAGUGAGAGUAUUAGCCAGGAAUCAGGUUCAGCAAGCCCUGUUGAGAAAACUCUGUAUGUAGAUUCCGUACAAAGGGGAAUAUCAUCCAAUUCAAGUUUUCCAGAUGAAACAGCAUCAUGCAUGAAGGAUGGUUUGGAGAUCCUAGUUAAUCCUGGGGAAAUGGAGGAGAAUCCUUCAGUAGAUUCUUCAUUGAAGCAUACCAAGCACUUGAAUCAUGUAGUUGAUGAGAAGACACCUGUUCAGCAUAAGUGCAUGGAGUCCGUGGAUCCGUAUUCUCUGCUUUCGCCUGAAAAAUAUGCUCCUUACUGGCAAAUGGAUGCCACGGAUGGUUUCAGAAGGGAUCAAGAUUUGAUUCGGGAUUCUAGUAAAUUGACAUUCUUAAAUGUUAAUGAAUUUAAAUUAAGUCAACAAGACCUCAUACAACAUUCUAAUAAAUUUACAAACUCAAAAGCAGCUGAGUGUAGAAAAGCUGAUUUGGAAAGCCAGCCGCAAAUCAAAUCAAGUAACCAAGGAAGUUCUCAUGGCUGCAACUUAAAACUUCCUCUUGCCUUACCUUUACCUAAAGCUCCAUCAGAAUCUUGGUUGAAGCGCACCUUGCCUGCUGUUUCCUCGAGAAAUUCAUCUUCACGGACUGGUCUUGGUACAUGUAACUAUAGUGAAACUCAAGCCUACACAGCUCUGUCCAGUGAUCUCAAGUGGGAAAACAUUGUUAAAUCUUCUAAUGUUCAUCAUGGUCGUUUGCGGUUUUCGGAGGAACAACUUCCUCCUAUACCAGAAGCUUAGAAGUAUUGGGAUUCAUUACUUUUACGGGGUUAAGGAUGCAUAAAGAAGAUUAAACCCCUUUUAAAUAUUUAUAUCUACAAACAGUAUAAGUAAAUGAUGGAAAGCUGUAAAAGUGUAAAAUCAAUAUUUGCAUAGGGCACUGAAAUAUGAAGAUUGUAAAGUUUUGUAAAUAACAUCAAUUAGUUCAUUGAGUAGGUCCAAUAUCCUGUAGUUGGAUUCUUUUCUAAAAGGAUUCAGAACUGUAUCCUCUUAUUUGCAAUAAAAGGAGAAAUUUGCUGCUUGUAUCA